AUGUUUGGUGCGCCAGCCGGAGGCGGCGUUGAAGCGAAUGACGAUGGAGGACAGCAGAUACAACGUACCUUAGCACAGGUCAUCGAGGCGUUCGAUGGUUAUUGCGUGCCUCAGAGAAAUGUCGCAAUGGAGGCAUUUAAGUUCAACGGAAUCACACAAAAGGAGCGGCAGACUUUUACCGAUUUUGAAACAGCACUUCGCACUCAAGUAGCUUACUGUGAGUACGAAUGCGCGCUCAAGCUCUUGGAUGGCAGAAAUGAUUCACUGGCAAAGGUGGUGGAGACGUGCAAAAUAUUCGAAGCUGCAGCAGAGAACAAGCAACUGUUGGACAGCAAAAUGCCGCUGAGCGUAGUUCAUACUGUUGAGCACCCAAGAGAAACUUCAGAAACAGCAGGGGAGGUGGCUGUCAUCACGAGAUCCGGACCGAAAUGCUACAACUGUGGCCAAGCAUUCAACAGAAACCAUCGUAGGAUUUGCCCAGCAAGGAACAUUACGUGUAGGGGAUGCAACCGGCAGGGCCACUACCAGGAAUUCUGCAUAUCAACGAGACAGCAAGGAAAUGCCAGUGCCGACAGAAGCAGCAGCCGCGGAGGAGCCUUCUCGGUGCGGGGAUCCAAGUCAACUGGUAACAAGGGAGUACACAGUGUUAAUUGGGUCGAUACAGUACAAAUCCAUGGAAGAGUGGAACUACCUUGCUAUGACCCUCACACUCGUAAAACUAAAACAGCUCCAUUUUUGGUAGUUGAUAGCGCAUGUGAACCCUUGAUUGGAUUGAAAUCGUGUAUUGACUUUGGUUUAGUAUCUCGUCUCGAUAGUAUUAAAACUAAUAUCCCCUGUGAUUUAGAUACCCUGUUGAAAUGUAACAGCGAUCUCUUUGAAGGUCUGGGUAAAUUUCCGGGUACAUGUACCAUACAACUAAAAGAAAACUCUAUCCCUGUUCUCCAUUAUAAAAAACGUAUUCCCAUGAGUCUUCAUGAACGUCUUAAGGUUGAUUUGAAUUCAAUGGUUCAAGCUAACAUCAUAACCCCAGUCGACUACCCAACAGAUUGGGUAAACAACAUGCAAAUUGUUGAGAAACCAAAUGGCUCUUUGCGUAUUUGUUUAGAUCCGAAACCGUUAAACGCUUGCAUCAAAAGAGAACAUUUCCUGAUUCCUAAGGGUGAAGACAUUCUAUGUCGAAUGAGUGGCAAGCAAAUAUUCACAGUGUUAGAUCUGCAAAAUGGGUUCUGGCAGAUGGAAUUAGACCGCAAAAGCUCUGAUCUUACAACUUUCAUGACACCUUUUGGUCGAUUUCGUUGGAACAGGGUUCCAUUUGGAAUUAGUAGUGCUCCUGAAAUGUUCCAAAAAAGAAUGGUUCAACUGUUUGGAGACAUACCCGGUGUGGAAGUAUAUUUUGACGAUAUUCUGAUCGCAGGGAGUGAUUUUACUGAGCAUGAUUGCAUACUGACAAUCGUUUUAGAGCGCGCUAGGGAUAACAAUAUCCGUUUCAAUUCGUCCAAAGUACAGUAUCGAACGAAAAGAGUCAAGUUUAUGGGCCAUAUAAUUACAGCAGAAAUUCAAACUGAUAGCUCGAAACAUGGUUUAGGAAGUGUCAUUCUACAACAGGGUCGACCAGUGGCGUAUGCAUCACGAACACUAUCUGGCAGCGAGCAGAAAUGGGCCCAAAUUGAAAAGGAACUCUUGGCCAUAGUAUUCGCAUCCUUCAUGAACAUGUCCAAAUACGUGAUACCGUGGUUUUAUUCGUUGCUGAUCUGUCGAUGGCAACACAAACGGCACGUAGUAAAUAAGAUCUCCAUGACUAACGAGAGGCGUAUGUGUUAUCAGGAUAUCAACCUUUUCUGA
Messenger RNA from Uranotaenia lowii, 1842 nucleotides. RefSeq lists its product as uncharacterized. The transcript is spliced from 5 exons. NCBI's taxonomy places the organism in Eukaryota, Metazoa, Arthropoda, Insecta, Diptera, Culicidae. The record is from RefSeq and is a predicted model, not a curated record. Bases 1 to 1842 code for a protein of 613 amino acids.